GAGACCAAAUCCGCCAGGGGAAGCAAAUGUCGAACAUCCUCACCAUGCAGUCCUGUAUCAUGAGAAAGAGCCCCUUUAUAUCUAAGUGGUAUUAUUCAUUUUUCCAAGGAUGGACCGAUCUCAUGCAAGAGGCCCAAUAUCGGAUAAAGCAGAUCGAGCUCGAGUCAUCCAUCCGCAGCCAGGAAUGACAGUCUCGAGGCACCAAUACACAUCACGCGAGCCCGCCAGCCCUAGUUCUGGCUUCAGGGAUAUCGCAGUAAUUCGAUUCAAGACAUGAAUUGCUCGCAUACUUCUGGACAGCACCCAUGCAGCAACAACCACACUGUCUAGACCUCGCCGGUCAACAAGUAUUUCAAGGCAGCGUGUUGCUAAUAUUCUGCGGUCAACUCGAUCUGGGGAAGCUAUACGCAUGUCAUCGACAGCUGCUGGAGGCAUGGCCUCUGUUGGCCACGCGACUAAAUAUGGUGCGUUCGCGUUUCAUACCGUCCCCGAACGCAGUAGAAAACAGCUGGUUAGCCAAGUCAAUCCCGGAGACACUGGAUAGCUGUAUGCCGUCGUUGGCCCAAUGCGCCGAUAGCCUGGCAUGUCUCAGCGACGCUGAUCGCGCAACGCUCCGGUCACUAUUGCGCUUUCCGUAUCGUCUUUCCACGCUGCUGUUUCCGCCUGUUCUGUCGGCCAAGGUGGUUGGAUUCAAGGACGGGUGGAUCUUCGAGUCGAUCAUUCAACAUCCGCUGUGUGAUGCCGCAGGCCACCACCACAUCCUCAAAGCAUACACAACCCUCCUAAAAGGAACCCCCAUCCCCUACACAAUCCACCGUCGACCCGCCCAGCCCCAGCUCGGCAACGAAGAGAAGCCGCCUCUUGACACCCCGCAGGCCAACGCAGCCCUGACAAAGGAAAUGAUCAACAUGCUUCCAUCUGUCUGCGGCGCCGGCUGGAUAGGCUUUCUUUGGAUGAUGAUCUGGGUGUGGUUCCUGCGACUAACGCAGAUCGAUCCUCGUGUAGAGAAGACUGUCCAUGUCCCUGCGUCUGUCAUUGAUCGGCUUGCUGCUGGGGCUGAGGGUAGAGGUCUGAAAGUUACGCGGGGGGAUUUGUUGAUGGGGAUUGUUCGCAGGGCCAUGACGAAAGCAUUCCCCUCUGACCCCAAUGCCGUCUUUAGGUUCUCCAUGAACAUCGCUAGAGAUCUCGAACCCCAGUCCCCAGCGGACCUCCACAAUCCCUUCUGGAUAAUCUUCGUCCCGCCGUGCAUGUCAGUGUCCGAUAACACACCAUCAAAGCAUCAUCACGAGGACGAAAAGAAUGAAGACAACCACAUAAUAACCCAAUCCACUACCCUCCGCACCGUAAUCCACACAGCCCGCAGCGCCCCCUUCCAGCACGCAUACCUCGCAAUGCACGCCAAGAUGGCAACGAAGCCUUGGAAGGAUCUGUCUGGUGAUAAGUUCAUUGGUAUCAAAUUAUAA
This is a messenger RNA of Aspergillus campestris IBT 28561, 1463 nucleotides long. RefSeq lists its product as uncharacterized. The record is from RefSeq and is a predicted model, not a curated record. The transcript is spliced from 5 exons. Lineage: Eukaryota; Fungi; Ascomycota; Eurotiomycetes; Eurotiales; Aspergillaceae. The coding region runs from base 306 to 1463 and encodes 385 amino acids.